This is a messenger RNA of Passer domesticus (house sparrow), 4301 nucleotides long. RefSeq names its product mitogen-activated protein kinase kinase kinase 13 (gene MAP3K13). Bases 458 to 3322 code for a protein of 954 amino acids. The transcript has 16 exons. Gene Ontology annotation, molecular function: ATP binding; MAP kinase kinase kinase activity. Gene Ontology annotation, cellular component: cytoplasm. Gene Ontology annotation, biological process: signal transduction; protein autophosphorylation. Lineage: Eukaryota; Metazoa; Chordata; Aves; Passeriformes; Passeridae. The record is from RefSeq and is a predicted model, not a curated record.
CGCAGCCGGCGCGCUGCCGGAGGUGACGUUGCAGGUCCGGCGCGGGGCGGAGCCGGCCGGGACGCGGAGCUGCGGGAGCGGGCUGCGCCGGGAGCCGGGAGCGCGGCGUACCGGGAGCUCGGGAACACCAUUUUGGGAGGAACAGCAAAGAGAGUUAAGGACAAAAACUGAUGGACCGUUACAUCUUCCAAAAUGAGCCAUUUCACACUUUCCUACUGGAAAAUAACAUGUCCUGAAGAGAGAAGAACUCAGCGCUGGACUGUCCUCAACACUACCCAUGGUGCAGCUUCCGAGGACAGCUUGAUUUCUGUGACUUGAAGAGGAGGCACAUGUGCAGUGAGCCGAGAGGACAUGGGCUUCCAGUGCAUCUGGAACAAUGAUCAGGUACUGGGCCCACGUGUCACCUGUGAGUUGUGUCCUACAAAUGCUCUGAGCACCCCCUUGGACCGUCUCCUUGAUGCACACCCACGGCAUCAUGGCCAGCACUCAGGAGCGCCUGAGCCUGUCUUCCUCUCCCAGCUCCAUGGGCAAAGCGUUCUGUGAGGACAAAGACUUGGGGCGGCUGCCCGAGGAGCACCCCGCGGCCGGGAGCCGCCCGUCCCCCGAGCUGCUGGAGGACGUGCGGGAGCGGGGCUCGCUGCCGGCCGAGCUGCUCGAGGGCGUCAGCAGCCCGGGCACGGCGGCCGUGCUCACCAGCAUCAGCGAGGACGCCCGCGACCACUUCGAGAACAGCGUGCUGCAGCUGCGGGAGCAGGACGAGCCCGAGCCGGGGCUCCCGCAGGGCACCCGCAGCCCCGGCGACGGUGACACCAAUGGCGCCGGUGACGAUGUGAAGGUCCAGUUCAACCGGACGGGCAGCGGCAGCGGCGGCUUCCUCGAGGGGCUCUUCGGGUGCCUGCGGCCCGUGUGGAACAUCAUAGGCAAGGCCUACUCCACGGACUACAAACUGCAGCAGCAAGACACGUGGGAGGUGCCGUUCGAGGAGAUCUCGGAGCUGCAGUGGCUGGGCAGCGGGGCACAGGGCGCUGUGUUCCUGGGCAAGUUCCGGGCAGAGGAGGUGGCCAUCAAGAAAGUGAGGGACCAGAACGAGACGGACAUCAAGCACCUGCGCAAGCUCAAGCACCCCAACAUCAUCGCCUUCAAGGGAGUUUGCACCCAGGCCCCGUGCUACUGCAUCAUCAUGGAGUACUGUGCCCACGGGCAGCUCUACGAGGUCCUGCGGGCCGGCAGGAAGGUCACCCCGCGGCUGCUGGUGGACUGGUCCACGGGGAUUGCCAGUGGCAUGAACUACCUGCACCUCCACAAAAUCAUCCAUCGAGACCUCAAGUCACCAAAUGUUUUGGUUACACACACAGAUGCAGUAAAGAUUUCAGAUUUCGGUACAUCUAAAGAGCUCAGUGACAAAAGUACCAAAAUGUCCUUUGCGGGGACGGUGGCGUGGAUGGCCCCGGAGGUGAUACGGAACGAGCCUGUCUCCGAGAAGGUGGACAUCUGGUCAUUUGGGGUGGUUUUGUGGGAGCUGCUGACAGGAGAGAUUCCCUACAAAGACGUGGACUCUUCGGCCAUCAUUUGGGGAGUGGGCAGUAACAGCCUCCACCUUCCUGUCCCUUCCACCUGCCCAGAUGGCUUCAAAAUCCUCAUGAAGCAAACCUGGCAGAGCAAGCCCCGGAACCGUCCGUCCUUCCGGCAGACGCUGAUGCACCUGGACAUCGCCUCUGCUGAUGUGCUGGCUACUCCUCAGGAAACCUACUUCAAAUCCCAGGCUGAAUGGAGAGAAGAAGUGAAGAAACAUUUUGAGAAAAUUAAAAGUGAAGGAACUUGUAUCCACCGGCUGGAUGAAGAAUUGAUUCGCCGUCGGAGAGAAGAGCUGAGACAUGCAUUAGAUAUCCGUGAGCACUACGAGAGGAAGCUGGAGCGGGCCAAUAACCUGUACAUGGAGCUCAGUGCUAUCAUGCUGCAGCUGGAGGUGCGGGAGAAGGAGCUCAUCAAGAGGGAACAAGCAGUGGAAAAGAAGUACCCUGGAACUUACAAACGCCACCCAGUCCGACCAAUCAUCCACCCCAAUACAGUGGAGAAAUUGAUGAAGAGGAAAGGGGUGUCCCAUAAACCAGGCAGCCAGACCAAACGGCCAGAUCUACUGAAGUCAGAGGGUAUACCCAGCACAGAAGCAGCAUCCAAUGGCUCCCCAGUCUCAGGAAGUCCCAAGAUGUCAACACUGAGUGGCAAAAGCCGGUACCGCAGCAAGCCCCGGCACCGCCGGGGGAACAGCAAAGGCAGCUACAACGAAUUUGCAGGGAUCUUGAAAAACCAGCCAGCUCAAGACGACGCCCCCCAGCCCGGCCCUCCCCACCCUCCCCACGCCCCCGCAGCGCCGCAGCAGCCCGGGCACAGUCCCCACGGGCAGCACUCGCGGCUGCACGCCCACGGGCAGGACAUCGCCACCUGCGCCAACAACCUGCGGUACUUCGGGCCCGCGGCCGCGCUGCGCAGCCCCCUCAGCAACCACGCGCAGCGCCGCGUCUCCGGCUCCAGCCCCGACCUCAUCUCCACCGCCAUGGAGGCCGACUGCCGCCGCGGCCUGGACAGCAAGGACAGCACGGCCGAGCGCUGGGAGUGCUGCCAGGCCGAUCCCUACGACCCCUGCCUGCAGUGCAGGGAUGAGGACAGUGGCCAGGCGCAGAUGGCGUCUGUGGAACCAGGGGGGAGCCGCCCCCAGUCCCCCGCGUCCCUCUACGAGAGCGCGCAGUUCAUGGAGAAGCUGGAGGAGCAGGGCACGGCGGUGUCCGCCCUGGGCACUCCCCAGCACUUGGCUUCCUCAGGGCUGCCCUGCAAAGCAAGAUCCCUCCAAAAGAGCGGGGAUGAGUCGUCAGAAGAGGAAGAGGGCGAAGUUGACAGUGAAGUGGAGUUUCCUCGUAGACAAAGACCCCACCGCUGCAUCAGUAGCUGCCAGUCCUACUCGACCUUCAGCUCUGAGAACUUCUCUGUGUCAGAUGGAGAGGAGGGGAACACAAGCGACCACUCGAACAGCCCGGAUGAGCUGGCCACCAAGCUGGAGGAUGAGCUGGCUGAGAAGCUGGAGGACAUGUUGUCCCAGACUCCAGAGAUCCCCAUUGAAAUCUCCACGCAGUCGGAUGGGCUUUCGGACAAAGAGUGUGCUGUGCGCAGGGUCAAGACUCAGAUGUCUCUGGGCAAACUUUGUGCAGAUGAACACAGCUGUGAGAACCCACCACAGUUUGGAGAAUCAGACUGUGACUCUUCUGAAGGGGAGUGUUCUGAUGCCACGGUCAGGACCAAUAAGCCCUGCAGCUCUGCUACUUGGUAAUACAGAUCUCCCCCAAAGCUUCCCGGUACUGGCAUUUUGAUUUCCCUGAGAUUCCACUUCAUUCCCCUUCAUCACACUUUACAGGAAGAGAAGAUGCUUCUCCUUCCCACCCCAGGAGUGAUUUGCAAUAACCCGAAUCUCUGGAAAAUGUCCAAAUGAAAUUAAUUCUCUUUGAGCAUUUCAAUCAAGAAUGGCAGGGAUGUAUUUUAUUGAAUAAUCUAGUUACUGUAACAUGGAUAUUUAUUUUUUUGACAUUUUAACACUUUUUACUGUAAAGAGUGGAUUGUAUUUAUAGACACACAGACUUGUUGCAAAAAAAAAAAAACGUUCAGAAAGCAAGCACACUAUGGAGAAACAUCCUGGGAGUCCUGCCUGGACAGCUUUGUGUACAGACGCGGGGGAUUCUCUUGCUGCUUGCACAGGGGACCAGGCCUCGUGGCCCUGAAGAUUGGAGAACAGAUCAAGAAAACUAAACCACUCAGUCUUAUCAAAUGAGGAAAAGCAGAAAAAGACCUGACUGUAGGGUCACCUGUGAACAAAGUGUUUUCAGUAUAACCAGCUGGGUCAUUUUUAAUCAGAAGGUGGACAUGUUCCUGGAGAAAACUGGUACUGAGGUGCUAACAACCAGGGUCUUCUGAGUCGAUACAUCCCCAGGAAUGUAAUGAUGGGUUUUAUUUUAAGGAUUUUUAGUUUCUUUUUUUAAUCAGCAUUUUGUUGUGAGAUCCUGCAAAUGUAUUCUAACCUCGUCCUCUUGAGAAUUGGUAUCAGAGCACUUCUUACCACCGUCCUUGCUUCACUCUGGGAGUGUCAACCUCCAGCUGAGCAGGGAAACCUCUCUCAGAUGCAGUGUGCCAUUUCCCAGUUUACUUCCUCCUCUUACCUCCUGUCUGUUUCAGUCAGUCAAAGAAAUCAAUCAACUCAGUGUUGGCCAAGCAAGGACUUGCAAAGCAUGGAAAGCACAUUCCGCAGAGCCCGAGCA